ACAAUUUGAGAGCGAAACAGUCAAGUGAACGGGCACACAGCCAGUACUUAAAGAGUGUCCUUCCCCCUAGAGACAUGGCAGAGGCCAGAGCUGUUGUUGGUCAGUGGGCUAAAAAACAUGACAAAUUGGGAAAUGCUAGCCGUCGGUUGCUUCGUCAGAGUAUGGAUGCCACUUUCAGUCCUGUGACAUCACCCAGAGGAUCAAUGAGAAGGUCACCAAGCAAGGUCAGUCAUGCUAGAUCUAGGCAGGAUAGGGUGGAAAAGGCUGCGAGAUCAGCAAAUGGGCCAGUGGAGUCACAGGCUGUAGAAUCCGGCAUCAUUAUCCUCAGUGACUCAGAAGAUUUAGAUGAAGAAAGUCAGAUGGAAUUGGCCAUUAUGUUGAGUUUGAGUGAGUCCUCAAAUCCAUCGCCAGCAAUGGACGCAAACAGAAAUCUGACUGGGAACUUGGGAUGUCCAGGGAGCUCCAGGGAUGUAAACUCUGUCGCAGCCAGAGACCAGAGCUCUUCAUCAGCAGUGCCAGGUCAGGAAGGAAAGGAAAAUCAGACUUUUCGUUGUAGCAUACUGAACUGUGAAGCGAUCUUCUCCUCAGAAAGUGGCCUUGCUGCACAUUACGCAGGGCUAUGCCAUUCACCAUGUAACCCGUGUCUUCUUCUCCAGGAUUUGAAACCCCCAAACCAGGUCCUGGCGUACACAUGUCCCCAGUGUGGCCGGCAGUUCAAGGAUGAAUCCAAAUGCAGUGAUCAUAUGAGCAGAAGGAACCAUAGGCCAUUCAUUCCAAGUUUGGCAGUGUGUGGGUACAUGUGUCCUCAGUGUUUAGCAACGUUUUCUGACCACAACACUUGUCAGGAACAUAUGGAGACGUUUCAUCACACAGACAUCACCUAUUCAUUUGAAGAUGACAUGCAGUGUUUGCCGCCAACUCCGGUGCCUGUAUCUCUGGGUUUUCUGCAGGAUUUCAUCACAGAGUGCAGUAAAGUGGAGUCCUCUCUGUUUUGCAUUGACUGUUGCGCAGCUGUUGAGUGUAAUCAGUGUGAAUCUCACAGAGAGAGUAAUCCUGCCCACAUUGUGUCAUCUUCCGCGUCAAGAUCACUGUCUGAGGUGUUCAUGGAGUAUCUAAACUCAAGCCAGUGUGACCACUGCGGCGUUAUACUGUCCAGUCAUGAAGGGGCAUUAGGUGAUGUGCACACCUGUGUGGAGGGACAUGUGGGCAAGCUGAGAGAAACUAAAGUACGGACAUUUGCGGAGUUUGUUCGGCUCAUGGGGGUGAAGUUUCGCAUCCAAUCUGUGGGCGAGCUGGUUACCUUAUCAGCCAGUUUUAACUCUAGCCAGACGAGUUUAGUUGACAGUAUGAAGAAUUGUAGCGUUAUGUCCAUUGAGAUACUGUCAGCUUCGUGUAGUGACGAGAACACAGUCAGAGAUGACGUUGUGAUCGACAGUCCGGAUGUUCGCACCACAAAGCUGUGCAAAAAGAGACGGCGAAGCUCUGUGAUUUGUCUUGACAGUCCAGAAACUGGGUACAAGCCAAAAAGAAACAGGAGAGCAGCUGAAACUGUUGCUAGACCUUUAUUUGGUAGGAAUUCAAAAAACAAUAAAAGAAAGAGGAGGAAGUCCCCUGAUUGUAGAACUGUUACCGAUUUAGUGGAAACGGUGUCCAUAGAACAGGAAAAAGGUCCUGUGAAAGGUGCACCCCUGUCUGUGGAUGAUAAAGGUGGAGGGAUGUCAAGGUCUUCCCUUCCAACUGAAACAGCUUUGGCGUGUCAUGCUGCUCAUGUAGGCACUGGGACAAGUGAAACAAACCCAAGUCCAUUUUCCACUCUUCAACCUCUUACCUCUCAACCAGCCACUGGCACAAGUGAAGCAAAACCCAAAUCCAUUUUCCAUUCCCCCACCUCCUAUUUCUCGACCAGGCACUGGCAUAAACGAAUGGAACCGCAAUCCGCUUUCCAUUCCCCCACCAUCUAUUUCUCAACCAGGCACUGACACAAAUGUAAGGAACCAAAAUUCAUUUUCCAUUCGCCCACCUCUUACUUCUCGAUCAGACACUGGCACAAAUGGAACGAACCCAAGCCCACAUACCAUUCAACGACCUCCUACUUCUCGACCGCCUCCACAACAGUUUCGCUG
Molecule: messenger RNA, 2123 nt
Organism: Liolophura sinensis
Lineage: Eukaryota; Metazoa; Mollusca; Polyplacophora; Chitonida; Chitonidae
Exons: 5
Coding region: 75-1979 (634 amino acids)
Source: RefSeq, a predicted model, not a curated record